Molecule: messenger RNA, 1590 nt
Organism: Jaminaea rosea
Lineage: Eukaryota; Fungi; Basidiomycota; Exobasidiomycetes; Microstromatales
Exons: 1
Coding region: 68-1471 (467 amino acids)
Biological process (GO): tRNA N1-guanine methylation
Cellular component (GO): nucleus
Molecular function (GO): tRNA binding
Source: RefSeq, a predicted model, not a curated record
CGAAUCCUACUUGACAUCCCUCGACAGCAAGCGCAGCAUAGCAUACAUUCAGCCGUCAGCUAUCAGCAUGGCCGACGACAAUGCUGCAGCAGCCAGUCCUGUCGCGAGUGGCAGUGAAAGCCCUCAAGAACAACAGCAGCAGCAGCAGCAAUUCCUCGGUGACGGCACGCCCAUCCCCAUUGGCAUGACCAAGUCCGCAUUCAAGAAGCAACGUCGCAAGGAAGCCUGGGAAGCAGGCAAGGCGGACCGCCGUGCUGCUUCCAAGGAGAAGCGCAAAGCUAAAGAGCGCUCGAAAAAGGAGGAUCGUGCAGCCAUGAGCCCCGAGCAGCGCCAAGCUCUUAGGGAGGCUAGCGCGAAGGAACGACUAGAGCACAUCAACGCGAGAAGGCAGAGCAAGGGUCCCUUCGGCGCCAAUGUGGUCAUCGACUGUGCCUUUGACGAGUUGAUGACGGAUAAGGAAAUCCUCUCAAUAUGUUCGCAGUUGAGCUUUUGCUACUCAUCGCAGAAGCGGUCUCCUGCCCCUUUUGCCAGGCUCAUCUUGGCGGGUCCGUCAAAGCAGCCGGCCCUCCCGCUGCUGGAGGGGAAUGAGGAGGGCAAGGAGUACACAAUUAACCCGACGGCGGUACAGGAUGGGUACAAAGCGAGGCUUGAUCAGGCUACGAAAGAAGGAAAAAGUAUUCCCUUCGCCAAGAGUAGACUGGGUCAAGCGAUGGACAAUAUUGGAGACAAGCAGUGGAGGCGAUGGAAGAAGGUUGAUAUCAUUGAGAAGGAUGGCUUAGAGGCCCUUUGGCAAGAGAAGUCGGAGCAAAAUCAAGAGGAUGCUGCGGUUGAUGGUCAAGACGAAGCUGCCGCCGCUGUGCACGAGAGAAGGGAAGGUGCAGACGCCGAGGAACGACAAGACGAUGACUCCGCAGCGCCCGACUCCGCGUCAACUUCCGCUCCUCGUCUCCCACGACCCCCACCACACGUCUCACGCAGCGACGUCAUCUACCUGACGGCGGACACAGGCCACACGAUCCACUCCCUCGACCCCACCAAGACCUACGUCAUCGGCGGCCUCGUAGACCGAAACAGAUACAAGAAUCUCUGCCUUCGCAAGGCCGAAUCUCUAGGUAUCACUGCCGCUCGUCUUCCCAUUGAUGCAGCCUUUCUGCCGCAGGGCAAGGCAAUGAGCAGUAGGAAGGUGCUGACCGUCAAUCAGGUACUGGAUAUUCUGCUUGGUUGGACGGAGCAGAAGCAAGUUAAAACGCCUGAGGGAGAGGAGGAGAAGGAACCGAGUUGGAGUGAGGCUCUUGCGAGGGGUUUGCCAGGGAGGAAGUUUCAUGAUACGACGGAGGGUGGGAAGAGGAAGGCAGGGGAUGAGGGUGGUGAGGGUGAGCACGAUGAAGAUGAGGAAGAGGAAGAGGACGAGGAUGGGAAGGCCAAUGAGAUCCAGCGGGCCGAGGCUGCGGCCGCAGUGGCCCAAGCGUAGGAAGCGGCAGAAUAGAGGAGCGCUCGACCAUACACAAUGCCACACCUACUUAAGUCAUCGUAACCACGCGGCGUCACACAGUCGAGCACCAUGCGUUCAGUGAGAAUGGAAAGAGGGGU